AUGAUAGAUGAUCAGGUUGUCCCGGCUCUGGAUCAGAUGGCACGAUUUAGGCGUCAGAGAAACGGUCCUUUCAGGCACCUUUGGUGGGCACAAGAUGGUGCCCCUGCUCACAGGACAAGGAUUGUGAUGACCAGGUUGAGAGAACUCUUCCGGAACAGGAUCAUCGCUCUGAACGAACCUGUGGAGUGGCCACGUCGAUCCCCGGACCUAACACCGCUUGAUUUUUUCGUCUGGGGUUACCUCAAGUCUCGGGUGUACCAGAGCCCACCUGCGAACCUCAACGACCUACGAGAGAGGAUCAGGAUUGAGAGCGAAGCACUUGGGAGAGACAGGCGCAUGCUUCGUCGAGUGUUUCAGGAGAUGCUCCAUCGCGCUAGAAAGUGCAUCGAAAGGGACGGAGGUCAUGUCGAGGAGUAG
Molecule: messenger RNA, 417 nt
Organism: Strongylocentrotus purpuratus (purple sea urchin)
Lineage: Eukaryota; Metazoa; Echinodermata; Echinoidea; Camarodonta; Strongylocentrotidae
Exons: 1
Coding region: 1-417 (138 amino acids)
Molecular function (GO): nucleic acid binding
Source: RefSeq, a predicted model, not a curated record